AUGACCAGAGAAGAAAAUGUUUAUAUGGCUAAAUUAGCUGAACAAGCUGAAAGAUAUGAAGAAAUGGUCGAAGCAAUGAAAAAAGUUGCUGAAUUAGAUGUUGAAUUAACUGUUGAAGAACGUAAUCUUUUAUCAGUUGCUUAUAAAAAUGUUAUUGGUGCUCGUCGUGCCUCAUGGAGAAUCAUCUCAUCAAUUGAACAAAAAGAAGAAUCCAAAGGUAAUGAAAACCACGUUAAAAAGAUCAAAGAAUACAAAUGUAAAGUCGAAAAGGAACUUACCGACAUUUGUAAUGAUAUCCUCGAAGUUUUAGAAUCUCACUUAAUCGUUUCAUCAGCCUCUGGUGAAUCAAAAGUUUUCUACUACAAAAUGAAAGGUGAUUACUUCCGUUAUUUAGCUGAAUUCGCCACCGGUAACCCACGUAAAACUUCCGCUGAAUCAUCAUUAAUUGCCUACAAAGCUGCCUCUGAUAUCGCUGUCACUGAAUUACCACCAACCCACCCAAUCCGUUUAGGUCUUGCAUUAAACUUUUCAGUUUUCUACUAUGAAAUCUUAAACUCCCCAGACAGAGCUUGCAACUUAGCCAAGACUGCAUUCGAUGAUGCCAUUGCCGAAUUAGAUACCCUCUCUGAAGAUUCAUACAAAGAUUCAACUCUCAUUAUGCAAUUAUUACGUGAUAAUCUUACUUUAUGGACCUCUGACGUUCAUAAUAUGGAAAAAAAUCAAGAUGGUGACGACGAUCAAAAUGAACCAGGAAUGUAA
This is a messenger RNA of Dictyostelium discoideum AX4, 759 nucleotides long. RefSeq lists its product as hypothetical. The transcript is spliced from 2 exons. The record is from RefSeq and is a predicted model, not a curated record. NCBI's taxonomy places the organism in Eukaryota, Evosea, Eumycetozoa, Dictyosteliales, Dictyosteliaceae. Bases 1 to 759 code for a protein of 252 amino acids.